This is a messenger RNA of Brienomyrus brachyistius, 5433 nucleotides long. It is a transcript of the gene phf8, whose product is annotated as PHD finger protein 8. Gene Ontology annotation, biological process: protein demethylation; regulation of transcription by RNA polymerase II. Gene Ontology annotation, molecular function: histone demethylase activity; transcription coregulator activity. The record is from RefSeq and is a predicted model, not a curated record. NCBI's taxonomy places the organism in Eukaryota, Metazoa, Chordata, Actinopteri, Osteoglossiformes, Mormyridae.
AUCUCGCCCGGAUGGGCCCGUGUAGGCCUGGAUGUGGACCGAUCUAACCGAGCUUUAUUGUUCCCCUCCGGCUGACAGUCACACUCUGACAGCCUCAAGCGUCGUCGCGGUGCCAGGGUCGCUCUGGUUUAAAGCCGUUUCGUUCCUGCUGGCUGGAUUUCUGUCCGUCGGUUUGUGAACCGGAGCGGUCCGGCUCCACAGCCCGGAAAUUUUUUCAAAAAACAGUCGGAUGAAUCUCCACUAAUUACUGGCGAACAACACGAUUCCCCCGCUUUGGGCCACACCGAAGCCUCGGCGCAGAGUGGGGAAGCCCGCCGCUUCUCGGGCGUCGGAUCUCCGCGGCCGCUCCGCUGCAGACCCGUAACGUUUCCAAGCGGCCUUCACACGUACAUGCUGACGACUCUGGCUAAUGCAGUGGAUUCUGUAAGACGAGAAUCAAACGCGCCAAGUACAAACGCACCUGUUGCUCCAUUCUCUCUGACAUGCUCUGUCAGUAUGUAGAGCUCUAAUUUUCCAUCUGGGAGACUUUGAGAAGAUCCCGUGGAGUCGCAGCUUGAGACCAAAGCACCGUGCAGUACUUCAGUUUGUCCUCCUCCAAGCACAUCUUCUGGCAUAAUACCGUCACAGUCUGUGGUUCCCCGACGACAUAAAGUCCUGAAGACGCCAUCUGGUUGGCAUGGCGUCGGUUCCUGUUUACUGCUUGUGCCGGCUGCCGUAUGACGUCACCCGUUUUAUGAUCGAAUGUGACGUCUGUCAAGAUUGGUUCCAUGGAAGCUGUGUAGGGGUAGAGGAGGAUAAAGCCACAGACAUUGACCUCUACCACUGCCCCAACUGUCAAGUCACACAUGGCCCGUCUGUCAUGCGAAAGCGGCGUGGGACUCACAGACAGUCUGAUGGGGCAGGAGCGUCCAGGGAUGCGAGCCGUCCAGUGAAGACCGGCUCAUCUCAGUUUGUCCGUGAGCUGCGCAGCCGCACCUUUCCCAGCGCUGAGGAGGUUCUUCUAAAGCCUUCUGGAGCCCAGCUGACGGUGGACUUCCUUGAGGAGCGUUCCUUCAGUGUCCCAGUGCUGGUGCUGCGGAAGGAUGGGCUGGGCAUGACCCUGCCUCCGGCCUCUUUUUCCGUCUCUGACGUCGAGCACUAUAUAGGAGCUGAUCGGGAGAUCGAUGUGAUUGAUGUUGGUCGUCAGGCCGACCUGAAGAUGCGCUUGGGUGACUUUGUGGAAUACUACAACAGCCCCAACCGAGACAGAGUCCUCAACGUGAUCAGCUUGGAGUUUUCAGAGACAAGGCUGUCUAACCUGGUAGAAACGCCCAAGAUCGUCCGGAAGCUGUCCUGGGUAGAGAACCUGUGGCCAGAGGAAUCAGCAUUUGAGAGGCCCAAUGUUCAGAAGUAUUGCCUGAUGGGGGUCAAAGACAGCUACACAGACUUUCACAUUGACUUUGGUGGCACCUCUGUGUGGUACCAUGUGCUUCGGGGAGAAAAGAUUUUCUACCUGAUCAGACCAAGCCCAGCCAAUCUGGCUCUAUUUGAACGGUGGAGCUCUUCGUCCAACCAGAACGAGCUCUUCUUUGGAGACCAGGUGGACAUGUGCUACAAAUGCUCUGUCAAGCAGGGCAACACCCUCUUCAUACCAACAGGAUGGAUGCAUGCUGUACUGACCCCAGUGGACUGCCUGGCAUUCGGGGGCAAUUUUCUGCACAGCCUGAAUAUCGACAUGCAGCUCAGGGCAUACGAAAUUGAGAAGAGACUGAGCACAGCUGACUUAUUCCGCUUCCCCAACUUUGAAACUGUGUGCUGGUAUGUAGGCAAGCACCUCCUCGACACACUCAGAGGUCUGAGGGAAAAUCGCAGGCCCCCGGCUUCCUACUUGGUUCACGGUGCCAAGGCUCUCAACAACGCCUUCCGCAGCUGGACCCGCAAGGAGGCGGUGGCUGAUCACGCACACGAGAUCCCAGAGACCAUCAAGACCCAGCAGUUAGUGAAAGACCUGGCCAAGGAAAUACGCCUGGUGGAGGACAUCUUUCAGCAGAAUGUGGGGAAGACUGGAGCCCCAUUUGCUCCCCUUCGGGGUUUCUCCUCAUCCCUUCCUCACACCCCGAUGACAUCCCCUCCUACUCCUGGGCGCCUUCCUGGCAGAAAGAAAGCCUCCAAGUCAAAGGAUGGAGCCGCAGCCUCAGGACCCAAGAAGAGGGACAAGAAGGGCAAGGAGGCCAAGCCUGGAGCUGAAGAUCUGGACCUGCUGGAGAUACACACCAAGCACACACUCAAAAAGUUCCAGCCUUGGACCAAGGGCAAGAACAAGCUGGACCUGCCUGUCACCAGCCUGGAUGAUCUGGAGGGGAAGUUGGACAAAAGCAAGCUGAAGUUGGUGCUUACAAAUGGCAAAGAACAGGGGAAAAAGGGGAGUAAAUCAGCCAGUAGUGCUGGGAAAAUGGGUGAGGCCCAGUUUGAGGGCCUGGACAGCCCUGACAUGUCCAACUCCGAGGAGGAGCUGCAGAUCGACGAAAGCCCACCUUCCAGACGCCGGGCCGCUCGCUCCGGAAGGAAGAAACUGGCUUCAGGUCUCCCACGAAAAUUGCCCCGGGCCAAGCCGUGCUCUGACCCCCACCGAGUCCGCGAGCCAGGGGAGGUCGAUUUCGAUAUCGAGGAGGACUACACAACAGACGAAGAUGCAGUUGCCUUGCAGAGUGUUAAAGGGGGCGCUGGGGGCAUCCUGGACCUGUUGAAGGCCAGCAAACAAGUGGCUGGACUGGACCCAUCACUGAGUGAGGAAGCACCCGCCUCUCCCAGUACGCGAGACGCCAUCCAGGGCAUGCUCUCCAUGGCCAAUCCGCCCUCGUCUUCAUCUUCAUCCUCCUCUUCCUCCUCGCCUUCGUCUCCAUCCUACCCUGGCACGAAGCGGGGAUCGGGCCCCGAGAAGGUGCGGGUCGUUCAGAGGCCCGGGAAGAGACCAGUGAAGCGGCCGGCUCGUAACCUCAGCGACGACGAGCUGGAGAGCCUGGAUGAGCAGGAGACUCUGGGCACCUGCUUCAAGGACUCCGAUUAUGUGUACCCCUCUCUGGAGUCCGAUGAGGAAGACCUGGCUUUCAAAUCCAAGUUCAAGCGGAAGAGGAACUCCGGAGACACACCAUGGAACCCCAAAGCUCGGGUCACCCCAUCGCUGCCCAAACAGGAACGUCCAGUGAGGGAGAGAACGCGAGUGGCAUCUGUGGAGACGGGUCUUGCUGCCGCGGCUGCCAAGCUGGCACAGCAGAAGCAACAGAAAACCACCAAGAGGAGAUACACCAAGAAGCAGCCAAGCAGCCAGAGUCAGUCGAAAACCCCUCCGCAAGUAGCUGCUGCCGCUGCCCUGCCUCCCCCCCCUGCCUCAGAUCCCCAAGGAUACGGGCUGGGGGCUGCCUCUGAGGUAGAGGACAGAAGGGCAGAGAUUUACUCUGCCAGCCUUCUUGACCAUGAAUACACCGCCGGCCCCAGCCCGUUCGGAGGCCCCAGAGGGCCAGCUGCCAUGGCCCCGGGGGUCUUCCUCACCUCCAGGCGGCCAUCGCAGUCACCCCAAAGCAGCAGUAGCUACUCUGUCUCGUCCCCGUCACCCGCUGGGGGUGGGAGCUCAGGGGCAGCAGGAGCAGGUCAAGGAAAGCGGGGAAAAAGGGGUCUGGCCACCGCAAAGCAGAGACUAGGAAAGAUUCUCAAAAUCCACCGUAACGGAAAACUGCUCCUGUAAGAGUGGGCGGCUGGUUGGGCUGGAGGGGGUUGGGCACCUCUCAUGUCACAGGGGUCAUGGGCUUGUCCAAUGGGAAUGAAGUGUAAAUAUUUUAAGCCAAACACGCAUUAAGCUCCAUCUUUUAUUAUUGUUAUUAUUAUUAUUGUUAUUCUUUGUAGUCAGCUACUGUACUCUCGCUUUUCCUCCUCUGCAUGGUCUCUGCUCAUCUUUCUCUCACCAGAAUCUUUCAGCUCAGAAUUACCCUGUGGAGCCAGUUUAAUUGCUGUUUUAUACUACUAAGGGGGAAAAAGUUAUUGCUGCAAAGUUUCGGAAUAUAAUUGUAAAAAAGAAUUGCUGCACACAGCACUGCCUCUUCAGCGAACGUGAUCAGCUUUGCGGCUGUGGUGCGGAUUACUGCAUGCAGAUCUGAAGGUUAUUUUUAGGGGGUACUACAUAGCAUGUGAGUAGUGCAUUUACAUAUGACAAAGCAAAGCUUUGUGUGUGUGUGUGUGUGGGGGGGGGGUUUGAAUUUAGUGGUGCAGUGGGCUAGACCGGGAGAGUGUAAAAUUUUGCUAAUUCUGUAGCUUGGUUUACUGUCAACCUGUUAACAUGUGAGAUUCACUGCAUUGUGAUGGAAAGUAGGACCUAACAGAAUGGAGACACCAUUGUACAGUUGUCCCUGACUCCAGGGAUUAACUCCCAGUGCCCCUACCUGUGUGACGAAUGUCUGCAGCAAUGGGAAGCAGAGGUGAGAGCCAUUGACCUCCAGCUCAGGCAAAUGUUUCCUUUUAUUUCUGGUUUAAUGCAGGCGGCGAUCCUUCAUACUGCAUAUGUGUUGCCUCCUCAUUAUAUGCUACUCUUGUAAUCCAUUCUACUUUCCCUCUCACUUCCUUCUUGUCUACUUUCGUAUCGGUAACCUUAAAUACUGAAUUUGAUGUACAGUGCUAGCUGUCUGACUAGGGAGAGUGGACAUUUGUGCAGCAAAAUAUGAUUAUGUAAUGUUAACCACAACCAUGUUCUUUGCACCGGCUUUAAACAGCUUUGUGCACACGUGCACAUUUCAUAUGAUUUGAACAAGUUAAUCUCCAGCAGUGAAAAUACUGGAGCCUGGGGCACGAUUUCUGUGGAGGAAUCUCAUUACUUUUGAAUAUAUAGGACAGAGUGGUUGCUUUGAUGUAAUAGUAAUAUCACACCUCUUUUUGAAUUGAAGCAACAUUUUUAAUUAAAAGCCUGUGGUCCAUUUUUUGGUUAUAGUUAAAAAAUACAGUAAAAUAACUUGUACAUAGUUUGUCCAGGUUUUAGUUUAAACAAAAAAAGCUCUUUUUUUGUAAUCUAUUUUAUAUAAAAAUAGAGAAUGUUUUGUGGGAAAAACCUGAUUUAAACUGAAAUGUUAGUUAACAUUUUGUAUUUUUUGUGAACUAUCCUUUUUAUUAUCUCUCUAUUUUUGUUGUUUACUGCAGUUAUGAUUAAGGUAAUAUUUUUGAAAAGGCAAUGUUAUAUGUCCUAAGACUAUUAUAUCAAUUAUUCUCUAGUUUACUGUAAAUUUUUAUUGACCUUUUUUAAUGGUCACGUGGGUAGGGAAGAGUUGUGCUGUAAUUAAAAUUUGUUUUAAAUUGGUUAUUUUUCAGCAGCUUGUCUGUGUUUUGAACUUUUUGGCUUGUUAAUUGUUUCUCUGCUCCAAUUAGGUGAUCAGAGGUCAACAGAUACCUUUUAGUAAAAUAUCCUUAAACAAA